Molecule: messenger RNA, 10876 nt
Organism: Cladocopium goreaui
Lineage: Eukaryota; Dinophyceae; Suessiales; Symbiodiniaceae
Source: the annotation of a GenBank genome assembly
AGGUGGACGCUUGCACGACUCGGGCAAGAUCAAAAGUGCUUAUCAGCUUGCGGAUGGUGGCCAUGAAUACAAAACAGCUCAGAUGGCUAUGGUGAUGACCCCGGAAUUUCACACCCUUGGCAGCUCCUUGCCGCUGGGUCCACGAACAACACAACCCCCGGAAGUGGUGAACGAGCCUCGCUCCUACAAGGCCUUGGUGAUGGUUUUCCUGGCCGGUGGAGCUGACACUUUCAACAUGCUGGUGCCCAUGAAUUGCCCGCUUUAUGACGAGUACACGCAAGUCCGUGGAUCUGUCGCGAUGCCUCCAUCGGAUUUGAAUUCCAUUUCAACCACAGGGCAAAGCUGUGGCGAGUUUGGCAUCCAUGCCCGUUUGCCGAUUCUCAAGGAGCUUUAUGAUAGCCAAGAAGCCGCCUUCCUCAGCAACAUUGGCUCGCUGGCUGAACCCUUAUCAAAAGACCAGUGGGAAAUUGGCACAGGUCAGCGUUGUACUGGGCUUUUUUCCCACUCGGAUCAACAACAAGCCGCGCAGACUCUGACGUGUCAAUAUUCGGGUUCGGCUCAGAAGGGUGCUGGUGGACGCAUUGCGGAUGCGCUUGCUGCAGGCAAUGAGAAGUAUCGAACAACAUCCUUCUCAGUGGCUGGAAUGUCAACUUGGCCACAAGGAAGAACUACAGCACCGCAGAUUAUCGACCCACAGUCAGGCACUGUCAGCUUCACCCACUAUGAGCGGCUGAAGACAGUGAUUGAGAACAUCACCAGCGUGCGUCAUGGCAACAUCUACGCAGAGGAAUUCUCCACGAAGUUUGCAAGCGCCAUCAAAUUUAACCAGGAGCUGGAAGAGCAACUGAAGACUUCAAAGCUCCAAACGCCGUUUCCAACAAAUGAAAUCGAUUUGUCGAGGCAGCUCAAGCAGGUCGCCCGUUUGAUUUCUGCGCGGGUGCACCGAAAGGCUGAGCGCGAUGUCUUUUUUGUGGACAUUGGUGGCUGGGACACGCAUUCGAGCGUCAGCAGAGAGCUGAACGACCGCUUCCAGGAUUUGAAUUCCGCGUUGACGUCCUUUGUUACCGAACUCAAGGCCCAAAACAUCUUUGACUCCACUACCAUCGUGACGCAUUCCGACUUUGCACGCACUCUCACGCCAAAUAGUGGUGAGGGAACCGACCAUGCAUGGGGAGGAAACUAUGUUAUGAUUGGAGGAGAUUUGAAGGGCGGCCGUAUCUACAAUGAUUUCCCAGCGUCCUUCAAAGAGGGGAGUGCGCAGGAUGCAGGGCGGGGACGCCUGAUACCGAAGUAUCCCUGGGAGAACAUGGCGCCUUUGAGCUAUCAAACUGAGUUUGGUAGCGGAGCCACCACGGUGGCUCCCUACCGGGACUUCGCCGUUCCCUGCUCAGCGGCUGCUACCUGCUGUGCAGGUUGCCACGUGCGCGUGGCGGGCGAUCCUGGAAAAGGAGUUCUACGGUGGCCUUGGCAAUCAACGCUGGUGACCUUGGACUUCCAGCUGCUGCCGCUUUGCACUUUGGUGUCUCGCAAUCAGUGCAUGCGGUGGCGAACUACCUCUUCCACGACCUCCGUGGUGCUGCAAUCACUGCUGGUCCUCCUGCUCUUCUGCGAAGCCUUUGACGGUGGAGCGCGACGUGGCGACUACAUCCUGGACACCAUGAAUGAGGCUCCAACUGGAUCAGGGUCGAUACCACUCCAAGAGUAUCGCCGUGAGAUACCGCCGGGGUGGAAGCCAAAUGACCCGGCGUAUCCACUCCGAUCAUACUUUGACAGGUUGAGGUUGUGGUAUCGCAUAGCAAACAUCCCUGAUGAGACCAUUGGACCCACCAUUGCUGGAAGGCUUUAUGGAAGGGCCCAUAGGGUCGCGAUGAGCCUCAGGAUACCACGUCCAGACGGAGGACAUGACACUGGAGACGCUGCCUUGGUGAGACUUGAAGUUGAUGAAGUUCGAGACCCCAACACGGGGAUGGUGAUUCAAGCUCAUGUGCCAAGCGGCGUACAACACCUGACAGCAGCACUCCGGAUGGCUUUUGGCCAACAGGACCAAGACCUUGCCACACAGUCCCUUGAGAAGUUCUUUGGACUUGCCAGAGGACGCUUGUCGCUGCAGGAGUACAGCCUGGAGUUUGAUGCACGUUUUGAUGAAGCCUCAGAUCGUGCUGGACUGCAGAUGAAUGAGGUGGCCCGCUUCUUCCUGUUCUUCAAGCACAGCGGCCUCUCAUCAAAACAGGUGGACGACAUCAAGCUCCAGGUGGCCGGUGACUUCACGCGCUUUGCAGAAGCCCGAGCACUGGCACUUCGGCUGUCCUCCAACAAGCAGGACAACGAGAACAUGGACAGCUACUAUGCCCAGGACUACCACCAGGACUAUGUCACUGAGGAUAACUAUGGCGAUUGGAUGGAGAACGAGACCUACGACUAUGAUGAUGGCCAUGACUAUGCCUGGUGGACCGACUAUGACGCCUACGAUGAAGGUGAAUGGAUCCUGGACUAUGACGAGACGGCCGAUGCCUACUACCAGCAGUACUGGGAUGAAGAGUACUGGGAUGCCCAGGAGGAAGAGCAGACAGCUGGUAGCACUGGAGACCCUCAGAAGACCUCCGACAAGACCAGCGAGCAUGCUGCCGAGGAGUACUAUGGUGGAAAAGGACAAGGCAAUGAUGGCUGCUUUGUCUGCGGAUCCAAGUGGCAUCGAGCCAAGGACUGUCCGAUGUCAAACAACAACAAGGGUUCUGGCAAGGGAUCCAAUUUUGGCAAAAGUUUUGGAAAAGGAAAAGGGAAGCCCAGUUUUGGAAAAGGCAAGGGCAAGUUUUGGCGAUGGAGACCAUUCAGAAAAGGCAAGGGCAAAGGAAAAGGCCACUUUGGCCGAGGCAAGUUUGGAGGUGGAAAGAGUUUUGGAAAGCGCCAUUGGUUCGCACAGCCCACAUCAGUGCGACCUGGCCUGAACAUCGUGGAUGGCAUUCCAGACAGUUCUACAAGGACUUCAAAUGCCUCUACAAGUGCUCAAGAGUUUGCGAUCCACACACCGCCAAGCGACCUUGAGGGUCCCAAGUUUGUGAGGAUCUCCACAGCCAACACCGACUCUGGAGAAGAACAUCAACAAGUUGCACAGAAUGAGAAGAAGCACCUCAACGCCUUCAGCUUUGCUUUCAACUUCUAUGAGGCGGCGGACUACUUUGCAGUUCGUGGUGAAAAGAGAAGAGGUCUGAUCAUAGACCCAGGUGCAGCUUCUGGUUUGAUUGGCUGUGACACCCUGAAGGACCUCUUGGAGCACUGCAUCAAGCCCUACGGCAAGGAGAUCUCCAUCGACAAGAGCAUCACCUCUCCUGUGAGCGGCAUCAGUGGAGGUUCAGACAGAACCUUGGGUCAGGUGACGAUUCCACUUGUGACUGCUGGAUGCCCGAUCACGUUCACAGGUGAAGUCAUAGGAGGUGAUGGCAGCAUGUGCCCAGCCUUGGUCGGCAAUCCAUCUUUGCGGAAGAUGCACAGCACCAUCUUCACCAACUACUUCCAGAAUGGUGAUGGCCUGCUUGUUUUGGAUUCGAGGUCUGAUGACCAAGGAGCCUUGAAGAUGCUUCGAAUCCUCCUCACGGACUCAGGCCACUACAUUCUGCCGACCGACCAUGACGCCACUGCCAAGGUAUCCAUGGAAACCCAGAAGGAGAUUGCGGUCUUCUGGAACAGAGUAGCUGAUGAAAGUUGCCGGAGAUGGAAGGAUGCCUGUCCAAAGAAGCUUCACAUCUUCCACACGUCAUCUGAUGCGGCAUCGUACGCAGAAGGUGACCGGGGUGAAGCAAAGAUCAACGAUGAUGAUGGAGCACUAUGUCAUGAUGAUCAUCAACUUUCUGGACAACAACAUGGAGUUCAACUACCUCCUGAAGUAUCACAUGGCGCUCUCACUGCAGAUGACGACAUCCUGGACAAGAACGACAAGACUCCUGGCACUUUGCUGAACAAGGAGAAGAACCAGGCUGUGACUGGCAUUUUGCCAUCGGAAGCUCCAGCCUCAAGCAUCAAGUUUCACAACAAGAGCGAAGCCUCUGUCAAUUUUUCAGACACGGAAUUCAUCGCCGACUUGGACUCUGAGCCCAACGGCAAGAUUCUUUCUUUUGACAACACCUUGCGUACAGUUUGCACUGAUGAAAAGCCCUGCAGUUUCACCAUCGACACCAAGGAUGACAACAUCCAGCACUUCUACACGGAGGAGGACUUUCCUUCCUACACGGGCGACACUUUUCCCGAAGGUUUUGAUGAUGCACGUCUUCGGAAGAAGUACAAGGCCAUUCCUGAGGAGUACUACACUCGCACAGGCCUGAAACCUGUGACGCCCAAGAACUUUCCCAAGUGGUUCAUGCAGGCGAAGGGCAAGAAACUUCGAUGGCAUUUCUGGGAAGUCUUCAGCGGCUCUGGACGAUUGAGCUUGACCAUGCUGAUCGCAGGUCUGACAGUUGGCUUUCCCAUUGACAUGCGCUAUGGCUGGGAUGUUGGAAAUGCCUGCCAUCAGAAGUACCUUCGCCAAGCACGAGACGAGUUUUGCCCUGGUGUUAUUCACCUUGCACCAGAAUGUGGCCCAUGGUCAGUAUCCUCUUCUUCAAAGGAUCCAGAUCUACGACAAGCUGAACGCCUUCAACAGAAGCCUGCGUUGGACUGGACCGAGGAGACAUGUCAUGUCCAAUCAAAGCAUGGUCGAGGCUAUGUGGUUGAACAACCUUGGGGCAGUGCACUUUGGCAACCCGAGACACCACUCGACCUCACCAUCAACAGCGACAACAAGAAGAAGCAGAGAGCUGACCAAUGCAUGCACGGUGCCGAAUGUGAAGGCUACCCAGUGCAGAAAGCCACAGGUCUUGGGGCAAACUUCAAAAUGCCGAAAACAGCACUUCGCUGUUCUGGACACAAAGGCACUCCUCAUGCUCACCUACAAGGACAAGGAGCAGAUGGCCUGAACCGCACAGCUAAAGCUGCGGUGUACCCCAAGACGAUGUGUCAUCGACUUCGACAAGACAUUGUGAACUUUUCCCACAAGCGAAAACUGUUGCACAUCAAGGCCUGGCCUCAAGCUCUGAGUUGGUAUGUGGCAGAACACUUCUAUGAGUGCACUCGCUGUCAACUUGGACGUUUCUGCCCAGAUGACAUUCCACACUCCUUGAUCCCAGGCAAGUGCAGACACGGCCGAUAUGCAGCUGGCACAAACCCAAGAUCCAAGAAGAACAACUCUGCACCAGCUGAUCCAGUCAAACAAUGGAAAGACAAUGCCAACAGAGAUGUUUUGGAGGUUGUUGAGAUCAAGAACCUUUCUGGCAUUGACCUCUCCGUGAACAAGUCCCACUAUUUGAAGAAGCUUCUCAUGGAGGUGAUUCAUACAUCACUUGGCCUCAUUUCAGAAGCUGCCAACCGCAGGAUCGACUACGAGCUCUGGGUCGACAAUGCACUCUUCAUGGAACUGUUCAAGGAGAUCUUUUCUGACUUCAUGCUGGUGAAGGGUGUUCGGAUCUCACUCCGACCAUUUCGGAAGUCUGGACCUGAGCCACAGCUUGCGAAGGCAUCUGCAUACCUUCGACUUCACCUCUGUGGCCAUGUCAAGGAAUGGACGAUUCAACAGAUGGAAGACAUCCGAGAAAUGUCCAUUUCCCAGAUCAACGAGAGUUUUGAUGUCGAUGACUGGAUGGUCACAGUCUUUGGAGCUGAACAAGGUGGACAACCAGCACCUUCGACACCAUCGCACCGACCUCGGUCGAAACCACCUCAACCUGAACUACCUGCACGCCAAGAUGACGCAGCACUACUUCCUGAAGUUCGAGAACGUCCUGGACAUCCAGAAGAAGGAGAAGCAGCUGAACCUGGCUAUGAAAUAGAACCUUUCGAAAGCCAUGAUCGAGCACCUUUGGCACCGAUCAGACCCAGCUACAACCUGAAGAAAGUGUUCGACAAGCUGCCGAAACUCCUUGAAGCUGGACAUCGGAACCAAGCUCUACGACUUCUGGUCGGCAUGCAUGAAAGACUCUGGCACACGCCAGUGAUGGACUUCCAGAAUCUUCUGAAGAAGGCCAACAUGCCGCAGGACGUGAUCGACCUGGCUGCUGAAGCCGUGAAGAACUGCGUGGUGUGCCGGAAGUUUGUCAGACUUCCAAAUCGACCUCAACUACGUGCUGGUGGCAGCUCCACUUUUGGAGAGACUCUCCAGAUGGAUCUUUUCCACUGGGAAGGACAUGUCUUCCUGCUGAUCAUUGAUGAAGCUACCCGCUUCAAGGUGUGCACUGAACUCAAGGGCCAAGACUCUGAGACAAUUUUGGCUGCAGUCUUCUCCAGCUGGAUGGCCUACUUUGGUCCGCCCAAGCGGAUUGUUCUGGACCAACAGAUGUCUCUGAUGGGCUGGGACACGGCGCAUGAGUUUGAGCGUCUGUCCAUUGAACGUUGCCCACGUGGCACAACUCAAGGCCACGGAGCAUCUCAGCACACUGGCACUGGCAUUGUGGAACGCCACAUUCAGCUGCUGAAGAUCACGAUGUUCAAACUACAAGCUGAACUUCAACGCCAAGGUCUCAAUCCAGAACCUGAAGAAGUGGCUCGAGAGUCAGCUAUGGCACACAACCAAACCAUCAACUACGGAGGAGUCACACCUUGCAUGAACGUGUUUGGAGUUUUGCCUCGAGGAUUUUACAAUCCUGAAAGCCCUGGAGUGACCAGCGUGAUUGGUGCUCUACAGACAGACCUGACGGUUUUUGAGCGUGCUGUGAGGAUACGCCAAUCAGCACUGGCACAGACAGCUCAAGCGAUCAUUGAAGAUCGCACUGCGCGAGCCAACAGGACUCGACCACAUCAGCUGAAGGUCGACGAGUUGAUCGCUGGAACCAGUGAGGUUGAAUUCUUCCGAGAUCAAGUUUGGCGUGGACCUGCUCUCUUGCUUCGGCUAGACCAAACCGAAGGCAUUGCUGUGAUCCAAUAUCAAGGCAAGCCGUACCUUGUCAGCCUUCGACACAUCAGAGAGUACAAGGGCAUCUUCCACUUUGAGAUCCAGUCCGAGAAUGUGGAACAGGCGCUGUUCUCCCUCAUGAAGUACACCGAGAGCAUCAGCGACCACAGGAUCCUCUACUUUGGCUGGCUGAAACGCCACAAGGAUGGCAAGUGGUACAGACUGCCCAAGGAGACGCCAGAAGUUCGGAAGAUUAUGGAAUGGGCCGAAUUGGUUUCCAAAUCCAUGACGGAGUUGACACUCCACGGCAUCAUGAUUGGCAAGGCACUCCGAAACAUCAAACCUCCACACAACACCACAGGCACCAUGAUCAUGUGGCUUGCUGGAGGACGAAAAUAUUCAGUUCAACAUCAUCCCAACUCCAACAACAUCAAGCUGAAGAAAAUCUCCAACUUGGCUCAGGAGGACACAUGCAUGAUCUACUUCUACUACUACAAGACGGCAUCGAUGGAGCCAAGCUCAUCAGAAACCCCUGAGACCAAGAAGGAGAAAACCUCCUCUACUUCAACCUCUCCAGACCUUGACAAGAUGGAUGUGGAACCACCAGAUCGAAAGCGAGACAGCCCAGAAACCAGGACAGUAGUCAUUGCUCCAGAGAAGAAGCGACAGAAGAUAGCAUUGGUCCGAAGAGAUCUCAACUUCCUGGAGGACUUCUACAUGGACCACACCAAGAACAUGCUCAUCAUUCUGGACUACCCCAACUCUUGGAAGAUUGGCUGCAACUUCAUGACUCAGGAGAUCAAGAACUUCCUGGUGAAGAAACAUGAUCAAGAUCGACGAGCACUACCUGUCCUCUUCAACAUCAACUACAAGACUGAUCACCAUGCAUUGGCAUGUCUGAGGACAUCAGAGAUCUACAAGGUAGACCAGGAGACGAACAACAUCUCCGAGGCCGACCUGACUCCAGACAUUUGGCCUGAAGUUGACAAGGCCGAUCUGGCCGAGAUCAAACAGUUUGUGGAGGAGUCAGCUUUCAAGAAGAUCCACAAGUCGCAGAUCACUUCAGAGAUGGUUGUGGUUGACGCGAUCUGGGUGCGGAAGAAGAAACGCUAUCCCGAUGGUAGCAUCCGCAUCAAAUCAAGAUUGUGUGCACGAGGAUUUCUUGAUGCACAAAAGUCAAUGUUGACCACAAGAUCCACGACGGCUACCCGUCUCAGCCAGCGGUUGCUGGUCAGCUAUGCUGCUCAAGAUGAAGAACGAGACGUGGAGUCUUUGGAUGUUGGUGGGGCCUUCCUAAAAGGAUUCAGCUUCCAGGAGAUCCAGAAGGUGCUUCGAGAACAAGGACAUCAAGCUCCUUCGAGGACAGUCAUUUUGCUGCCUCCACUGAAUGUGUACAAGCAUCUUGCGUCUUUGUCAGACGACUUCAAGAUCCCUGAGGCGAGCAUCUUUGACUACGGUCUCCUAUGUGUGAAGCCUGUGUAUGGCCUCAACGAUGCACCUUUGGCUUGGCAACUAUGUCUCCACGACUUCAUCAAGCAUCACGAUGGACAUCCCUCCAAGAUGGAUGAGAACACUUUCAUGUGGAAGAAAGAUGGAGCUCUGGUAGCUUUGGCCACCACUCACGUGGAUGACAUCGCAUUGACUGCGAGCAAGAACUGGCUGAACACUAUGCAUGGCCACUUUGUGAAGCGCUUCAAUAAGAUUACACGCCAGCAACUGCCCUUCAACCAUUGCGGCUGUUUCUAUGAGCGACUUCCUGAUGGCUAUCGCAUCAGUCAGGCUGACUUUGCCAAGAAGCUGGAAAAGGUGAAGAUUCCUGAGAAAGAAGACUCCGAGAAGCUGACGCCUGCAGAAACAUCAAGCUUGAGAUCUAUCUUGGGCGCUUUGCUUUGGGUGACUGCCACGAGACUUGAUGUGGUGGCAGAUGUUUCAAUCUUACAAAGCAGAGUGACAGUGGCUGAAAUCCGAGACCUGAAGUAUGCCAACCAGGUGGUCGACAAGGUGAAAGAGUUCCAAGAUGUUGGACUACACUACCGCUUCCUGAAGACCAAGAACCUGAGAUUGGUGUGCAUCCAUGAUGCUUCUUCAGCGAGUCAAGGACGCCACUAUGCUCAAGAAGGACUUCUGAUCUGCUUGACAGAAGACAAGUUCUACAACGAGAACCUCAACUAUGAGACCAUCUUCAAUGACGGUGACGGCCCUGACGGCGUUGAUCGCCAUGGAGGAGUGAUGCAUGUGCUUCACGCCAGUGGCACAAAAGCCAAGAGGGUGUCCUACUCGACAUCUCAUGCAGAGACCCUCAGCAUGAUCAAUGGCGUGGAGUCGAGCACCUUGAUUUUGGUGCGACUUUCUGAACUACUACAUCCUGAACCUGCACCUUCGCUCCUACAGCUCACCAAGAUUCAGGAAGAGGGCAACAAGCUGAUCCCUGUGGAUUACUACGGCGACUGCCGUGAUGUCUUCGAAUUGGUGACUGGAGAAAGGACGCUUCCUCAAGACAAAGGACAGCGACUCUAUGUGCUCUCCAUCAAGGAAGCGAGGCUGAUGGGUAAGGUCAGAAUGCUGACGCUGAUCCCAACACAGUGUAUGACAGCAGACAGCCUCACGAAGUCAAUGAUCCAUGCAAGCAUGCUCCUGCUCCUCACGACCGGCAUCAUCAAGUUCUUCAACGUGGACAAGCACCACGUCACUUCGAGGAUCAUGCCCUCGGUCAAGGACUACAACGAGCACGACCUGCUGAAGAACGACAAGCAGAUGCUGAAGGAGAUCAAGGAGAAGCCGGAACGAGCUUCAGCAAGCUAUGCGACAGUGCUUUGUGGCUUCAUGCUCCAGGACAAGAUGAACGCUCUAUGUCUGCUGGCUAUGACGACAUCGUUGCCUACGGCUACAGCUCUGGACGCGCGCUACAUCGACGACAUCGAGAAGGAGAACACCGCUCCGAGCAUGCUCACCUUCUUCUUCCUGCUCUUCUUUGCGGUGGUCUUGGCGCUCUACCUGGAGAAGCUCUUCCGCUACAUGCUGGACUAUGCCCUGACGCUCCUACGCCGACGUUUUCGACGGCACUGGAAAGUGAAGGAAGAGAUCGAUGAGACAGCUCCGAUGGAUGUGGACUCAUGGGAGCCAACGAAAACAGAAGAGGACUAUGAAGCAGAAAUCAGAUCCCUCAAGAAGAAAUUGCGAAAGCUGAACGAGGACAAGGACGAGCUCAUGGUGACCAUCAAGAUCAAGGAGGACUGCAUCAACAACCUGCAGAACGAGCUCAAGGAAAAGGACAUGGAGAACACGUCCGGGGAAGACUUUCGUCAACGGCAAGAACGCCAAAUCGACAAGCUUGAUGUGGAGAAAACAGAUGCUGAACGAGCUCGAGACCGUGCCCUGGACGAGAUGGACAGAGUCACUUUCGAGCUGGCGAAUGCUCAGAAAGAGCUUGUGAAAAAGGAGAAUGAACUGGAAAAGGUGCGUGGUCGUCUCGACCGAAUGGAGGAAAAGCACAGCAAGCUGGUGGACGAUCACGACGAAUAUCGUGAGACCAUAGCAGCUUCAGCACGGCACAUCACUUACCUGCGAGAGCGAUUGCAGCGCUAUGAGACCGUGCAUGCUGCUCCACCAGGAGUACGACAGAUCGUGCCGAACAGCUCGACACCGACAGCUGCUCCAGCGCCUCCGCCGAGAGACACAGCUGCUGAGGAAGAAAAGAGAAAGAUGCAGCAAGAGCUGCAACAGCUGCGAGAGGAAACGCAGAAGCUGAAAGAGGAGAACCAAAAGCUGCGCACGGACAAGACCUACAACACCAGCGAGAUUGCCAGGAUGAACCGGCAGUUGAUAGAAGCCCGUGCACCUGCCACAGUGUAUUUUACCAGAGGUGGAAGCUGCUAUCACAACGACAGCUGCAACCAUCUCAAACAUGGCCGCGAGGACAGACCGCGGUCAGAACUUCGGAAGUGCAAGGACUGCUUCCCCUGA